Molecule: messenger RNA, 2466 nt
Organism: Hypoxylon fragiforme
Lineage: Eukaryota; Fungi; Ascomycota; Sordariomycetes; Xylariales; Hypoxylaceae
Product: fungal-specific transcription factor domain-containing protein
Exons: 5
Coding region: 130-2127 (665 amino acids)
Biological process (GO): regulation of DNA-templated transcription; DNA-templated transcription
Cellular component (GO): nucleus
Molecular function (GO): DNA-binding transcription factor activity, RNA polymerase II-specific; transcription cis-regulatory region binding; zinc ion binding
Source: RefSeq, a predicted model, not a curated record
UAUUCAUCGUAUUUGUAUGAAGAGAGAGAGAAAAAAAAAGACUAUGAACUAGUUAACUGAUAUUUACUACGACAACGACGACACACGGAUAUAUAUCCAAAAGUGAUAAGUAUCAAAUGUCGAUCGCCAAUGGCGUCAAGUGCACCUAGUUGGCCUGGGGUGCGUCCCGUCAAAACAUGCACAGAAUGCAAGCAAUCAAAGCUACGAUGCGAUUCGAAGGAUAGAUUUCCAAAUCCUUGUUCUAGGUGUCAGGCAAGGAAUCUUACCUGCACAGUUGACCCGUCCUUUCGAAGGACGCCGGCUAGAAAACGUCUGGAGGCCAUGUCGAGAGAGUUGCGAGAACUUCGCGAUCAAAGAUUAUCAGAUGUGCGCGCAGGGUCUACAACAAGUCCGGACCCGGACACCUCUCACUCUCAAGACUCAUCUGGCAAUGCGAUGCAACCGUCCGUCGCGAUCUUGAUAGAUGAUUUUGAGCUUAUGGGGCUGGAGACCUUCGAGCUCACCGGCGUCAUAGUAGAAAAACGCACAGUAGUAGAGGCCUUUCGAUUAUUCACCACCUACUUUCACCCUCACCUCCCAAUAUUAGGUCCAGUAUCCCUCAAAACCAUCUACCACUCCCAGACCUUUCUGUUCUGGACCAUCCUCAUCAUCAUCGCUCAGCGCUCGCCAGUGAUCCCAGACGAGAACCUGUUCAUCCGACUGCACGAGCCGUACGUGCAGAUGCUCAGGUCGGAGGCUCUGCGCGCGCCGGCUCCUCUGAGCAAAAUCCAGGCGCUGCUAUUUCUCUGUCUGUGGCCUUUGCCGGUCACCAACCAACGCGAGGACCCGAGUUGGCUGUACUGCGGGAUCGCUAUCAAUGCGGCUUUGUACAUGAGCUUGCAUCGAUCAAGUCCCAGGGCGGGAGCUACGCCUUCGUUCUAUAGCCUUGGAGUCAUAUCUGGAAGCACGCAUGAGAGGACGAAUACAUGGCUUGGUUGUUUCUACGUUAGCACCUCCCUCAGCAUGCACCUCGGACUCCCCCCGAUGAUCAACACCUCGUCCGAUCUUACUAACAUCCGCACCAUCCUCGCCGAGCACUACAUCCCGCGGGAGUUCUCGCUGCAGAUCAGGAUGCUCCUGACUUUAGCGGGCUUCACCAACGUGCUCUCCCACAACUCCAACGACAGCGUCGUCGACUCCUCCGUCACGCAGCUCCUCGACGGCGAGCUCGACGCCCUGAAGAUCAUGUACCCGGACGGCUGGACAAGCAUGACCGACUUCAGCAUGACGGUGGUCAAGAUGCACGUGUACACGCUCGUGAUAACGCGCUCCCGCUCCGGCACCGGCUCCAAAGAGAUCCUGCUCAAGCUCGGGCUCGCCGCCGCCCUGCGCGUCAUCCACCUCGCCAACCUGCGCUUCCACGAGCGCCUCCCCGACAAAGCGCAGCAGCAACAACACCAACAACAACAAGCCCUCCUAACGAUCACCGAGCGCGAGCGCACGCUGCCGAAAGACUACUUCCGCGGCCUCGCCUUCGCCACCAUCUUCCUGCUGCGGUACUUCUCGCUCAACAACUGCGCCAACGCGGAGGAGCAGCAGCUGGCGGCCAACCACGUGAUCAUGGCGCACACGAUCUUCAAGACGCUGGCCACGCAGCCGAUGGACGAGUACGGGCGCGUCGCGCGCCUGUUCGAGACGCUGUGCAAGCAGCAGGCGCAGAUGCCGCCCUCGUCCGCCGGCGGCGACGACGCCGCGAGCGGCAAGCCGGCCCACAGCGACCGCAUGGGCGUGUCCAUCGUGCUCGAUGCCAUCAACACGGCGCGCGCGCUGCGCGGACACUCGAUGGAGAUACACGAGCACGAGGUCCUGGGGACGGCGGCAGCGACGACGACGACGCCGGGGAGUUUGCCGGGGCACGCGCAGCAGCAGCAGCAGCAGCAGCAGAGUAAUGGUAGUAGUAAUAACGCCAACAAUAGUAAUAAUAGCAACGGGGUCCCAGACGUGUACGGCAGCGGCAUCACGCCGCAGAUCGUGGAGCCGUGGCCGUCGGACCUCGCGUUCGCGAACGUGUUCUGGGGCGAUCCGUCGUGGGACGUCUUCAGCUUGCCGGCGGAUCCGCAGUUUCAGCCGGGGCCGGGGUUGGGGUGAUCGUGAUUCGAUUAUCAGGAAAAAAAAAAUGAAAGCAAUGAAGACACAAACAAUGAAGAUCAUAAAUAUACAAUUGGCGUAUGUGUGCGUGUGUGGGUGGGUGGUGGUAUAUAAAAGAGCAACCAAACCUAUGGCUACCUAUGGGGAUGAUUUACACUUGAACGACUCCUCCCCGUACCUACCGCGUAUUCCCCCCUCGCCCCUGAAAAAGCAAAGCAAACUGUCGAUAGAGCAUACCAUACACAUCCGUACAAGCCCAAAACCAAAAAAAAAACCAAAACAAGUACAUAAGACUCUCUCUCCCCUCUCCCCUCUACCCAAGCGCCUCAACCAACUCCC